Molecule: messenger RNA, 670 nt
Organism: Camellia sinensis
Lineage: Eukaryota; Viridiplantae; Streptophyta; Magnoliopsida; Ericales; Theaceae
Product: basic endochitinase-like
Biological process (GO): carbohydrate metabolic process; defense response to fungus; cell wall macromolecule catabolic process
Molecular function (GO): chitin binding; chitinase activity
Source: RefSeq, a predicted model, not a curated record
CCCACUUCUAUUAUCUCCAACCUCACAAAAAACUAGGGGAAAAAUGAGGUUUUGGAUACUAGUUUUGUUCUCAAUCCUCUCCUUCUCCCUCGUCGCCUUGGCUCAACAAUGCGGUAGCCAAGCUGGAGGAAAACUAUGUGCAGGAGGGUUGUGUUGUAGCCAAUAUGGCUACUGUGGCAACACCUCGCCGUAUUGCUCUACUGGCUGCCAGAGCCAAUGUAGCCCUGGCGGUGGAGGAUCCCCGUCCACUCCAUCUACACCAACACCGACCCCGAGUGAAGGUGAUAUUAGCUCUAUCAUUAGCCGUAACCUCUUUGAUCAGAUGUUGAAGCACCGUAAUGAUGCCAAUUGCCCCGGUAAAGGGUUUUACACUUAUGAUGCUUUCAUAGCUGCUGCCAAGGCUUUUGGAGGUUUUGGAACCACUGGAGAUAUUGUGACUCGCAAAAGAGAGAUUGCGGCCUUUCUAGGCCAAACUUCACAUGAAACUACAGGUGGGUGGCCAACUGCGCCGGAUGGCCCAUAUGCAUGGGGAUAUUGCUUUGUUAAGGAACAAGGGAACCCUGGGGACUAUUGUGUUGCAAGUCAACAAUGGCCGUGUGCUCCUGGUAAAAAAUACUAUGGUCGAGGUCCCAUCCAAAUUUCAUAGUAUGUAAACUUUUUCCUCUCUCUC